Dibothriocephalus latus is the source of this 573-nucleotide messenger RNA. NCBI's taxonomy places the organism in Eukaryota, Metazoa, Platyhelminthes, Cestoda, Diphyllobothriidea, Diphyllobothriidae. The record is from the annotation of a GenBank genome assembly.
AUGCAACCGUUUACCAGUAAUCGUGACAUGAAAAUCCUGCGUGUUCUAGUUCCGCCACAUACUUUGUCUUUUAAUUUGGAAAUUUCCGUGAAGAAGGCCAAUGAAUGUGACAAUCUUGGCCUUGAAAUUAAUCUUCAACCAAAGAGUUUGCCCAUAGUGAGACCUUUUCAAGUGCCUCUUCCACCCCAUACCUUCGCUUCUGUUGAGUCCACCAACUUUGUUGUUUCGCUGGAACUUCGCGGAAGAAACUCCUCGCAAUAUUUGUCCAGCAUACAUAAAAUAGAUUUACCCGUUUAUGUUAGAGAAGCCGGGGAAUGGUUCAUCGCCAUGUAUGCUAGUGGCACGUUGAACACGGACAGCUCUUGUCGAUUAUGGCUUUUCACAAAAGCUAUCUUUGACGUUCUGGAGCUCGACGGUCACCUGAGCGCGACUGAUGUCGCAUCUGUCUCUGCGGAUUUGCCUUCUGUGAACCUUCGUCGAUUGGAUUUUCUGGAUCAGAUAAACAAUAACACUCGGCUUCCCGCUGCCAACACUUUGCCCUUGUUGGCAUCUUCUGAGAAAAUAUAUUCGUAA